UGUGUUGAGCCAACAAAAUAUGGGUACAUAUUGUAGUACCAAAAUAUGAUUAAAUUAAAUGUAUCUUUAAAAGUACGUUGAAAUCAUUUGCAACAAUGAAUAUCGAGGAGAACAGACUAAGUACAUUUAACGAUUGGCCGAUGGAAGCAGUCGUCAAUUCUGCCAGAAUCGCAAAGGCAGGAUUCUAUUUUACAAAGCAUGAAAAUGUUGUGGAGUGCUUCUCUUGUCAUUUGAAAAUUGGAGAAUGGUCAUAUGGUGAUCAAGUUAUGGCUAAACAUCGAACCCUCAGCCCCACAUGCCCCUUUGUGCUAGACCCCAAUACCUCUGGAAACGUACCAAACAUAUCAACAAAUCCGAGCCCUGUAACCACUGAAGACAUGAGAGUUGAAGCAAUUAGACUUAGGACCUUUGAUAAUUGGCCAGCCACUGAUAUAGUUUCACCUGAUAGUUUAGCCAAAGCAGGAUUUUAUUAUUUGCAUACAGAGGAUUUGACAAAAUGUGCUUAUUGUAAUGGAGUUGUUGGGUCAUGGGAAGCUGGUGAUAAUCCAGAUCAGGAACAUAAAACUCUCUUCCCAGAAUGCACAUUUGUGACUACAAUAUUAAAUCCCCGAUUGGAGCAGAGAUUGGAAAAUCCAAGUGCAGCAUAUUCCAAUAUUAAUAUUGUAGCAGAGGGCAAUUUGGCUGACCUUGGUGUACAUGCUCAUAAGGGACCUAAGAAACCAAAAUAUGGAACGAUUGAAUCAAGGCUGAAUACAUUUACAAACUGGCCUCAGGAUUUGAUUCAAACCCCAGACAUUCUUGCACAGGCUGGUUUCUAUUAUGAGGGUUCUGGGGAUCAAGUGAGAUGUUUUCAUUGUGACGGAGGAUUGAAGCAUUGGGAUCCACAUGAUGAACCUUGGACAGAGCAUGCAAGAUGGUUUCCAAGCUGCGGAUUUGUUAUGAUGCUGAAAGGACAAGAUUUUAUACUAGCUUGUGCACCAGAACUAGAUGGAAAUACCAGACAGGAAUUGGAUACGAGGUUGGCAGCGAAAGAGAAAAGGUCUAUAGAACAGGAAGUGCAGAAUCAGCUGCUGCUUCCACCUGCAAUAGCAGCACUAAAUAUAGGUAUACAUGUUGGAAGGGUUAAGUUGGCCAUUAGAGAAAAGAUAGGUCGCACUGGUUCUGGUUUCACGAGCAGAGACGCUUUGAUCGAGUCAGCGUUGAAUUUGCAAUGCUAUGAGGAGGAUUUGGAUGGAGAUGAGGAAAUGUCCAGACGCGUGUCUGCAACGCUGAAUCACGUUAUCGAAAAUAGCCUGGAGCAGAAAAAGGAAACCCGUCCACCAGACGAAGCAGCAAAGGAACCGAAAAUUUCUUUAGAGGAAGAGAACAGGCUGCUGAAAGAAGCGCGUCUUUGUAAAAUUUGCAUGGAUUGCGAAGUCGGCAUUGUUUUUCUUCCAUGCGCCCAUUUAGCCACAUGCAUUAAUUGCGCUCCUAAUCUUGGUGAUUGCCCAGUUUGCAGGUCAGCAAUCAAAGCAACUGUAAGAACAUUCUUGUCGUAGAGAGAAAAGAGAAACCUUCGAAUAUCAAACUAGAAACAUAGAAUUCUGAUAAAGUUUAUUACCAAUGUAUUUAUUUAUUUUUUUUUGACGUACCGUGUGUAAGCGUUGUGUUUUACAUACACCUAUCGUUACAUCAUUUAGUCUUUUUUUU
This is a messenger RNA of Nicrophorus vespilloides, 1689 nucleotides long. RefSeq names its product baculoviral IAP repeat-containing protein 7-B-like. Gene Ontology annotation, molecular function: ubiquitin protein ligase activity; cysteine-type endopeptidase inhibitor activity involved in apoptotic process. Gene Ontology annotation, biological process: negative regulation of apoptotic process; regulation of cell cycle; positive regulation of protein ubiquitination. The coding region runs from base 96 to 1538 and encodes 480 amino acids. The record is from RefSeq and is a predicted model, not a curated record. The transcript has 3 exons. Lineage: Eukaryota; Metazoa; Arthropoda; Insecta; Coleoptera; Silphidae. Gene Ontology annotation, cellular component: nucleus; cytoplasm.